AUGGCUAGGAUUCGGUGCUCUCACCACCGCGAACUGGCCACAAUCACUGGCUGGGAACUGAAACCCUGCUUCAAGCUGCUGCAAGGCCAAGGCCACCAGAGAUCAGAGGUGUACGUGGGCAGUAGCGGGGGCGAGCCCUUCGACCCCAAGUUUGUGCUGAGCCGCUCGGUGUCCAACAUUAUCUGCUCCGUGAUCUUCGGCACCCGUUUCGACUACGACGAUAAGCGUCUGCUCACCCUUAUCCACCCCAUCAAUGACAAGUUCCAAAUCAUGAGCAGCCCCUGGGGAGAGGUCAGGAGGCCUACUCUGCUCCAUCCUCUGAGGUACCAUAUCUUUCCGAGCCUCCUGGACUGGGUGCCCGGGCUGCACCAACACCUUUUCCAGAACUUCGGACGCAUGAAGGACCUCAGCCACAGUGUCUGUGACCACCAGGCCUCCCUCGACCCAAACUCUCCCCGGAACUUCAUUGAUUUCCUUACCAAGAUGGCACAGGAGAAGCAGGACCCGCUGAGCCACUUCCACAUGGAUACUCUGCUGAUGACCACACACAAUCUGCUCUUUGGAGGCUCCGAGACCGUGGGUACCACGCUGCGCCACGCUUUCCUCGCGCUCAUGAAGUAUCCAAAAGUGCAAGCCCGCGUACAGGAGGAGAUCGACCGCGUGUUGGGACGCGCGUGGCUGCCUGCGCUGGAGGACCGAGCGGCCAUGCCUUACACAGAUGCGGUGAUCCACGAGGUGCAGUGCUUCGCAGACGAUCCCAUGAGCUUUCCACACCGCGUCGCUCGGGACACGACUUUUCAAGACUUCCUGCUACCCAAGGGCACGGAUAUCAUCACCCUCCUUGAUACAGUCCACUACGACCCCAGCCAAUUUCUGACGCCCUGGGAAUUCAACCCUGAGCAUUUUCUGGUUGCCAAUCAGUCCUUCAAGAAGAGCUCUGCCUUCAUGCCUUUCUCAGCCGGUGAGAGCCGGCUGUGCCUGGGCGAGUCGCUGCGGCGCGGGGAGCUCUUCCUCUUCCUCACCGCCAUCCUGCACUUCUUGCUGGAGCCGCUGGGGGCGCCCGAGGACGUCGACCUGACCCCGCUCAGCUCCGGCCUCUGCAAUUUGCCGCGGCCUUUCCAGCUGUGCCUGCGCUCGCGCUGACGCCGCAUCCCUUUCAGGUUCGCCAGUGAGCGUUGAGGACCG
Messenger RNA from Delphinapterus leucas (beluga whale), 1185 nucleotides. The record is from RefSeq and is a predicted model, not a curated record. Lineage: Eukaryota; Metazoa; Chordata; Mammalia; Artiodactyla; Monodontidae.